UUUUCAGAAUGACUGACAGGCUACAUGAAAAGGAUGUUCCAACUCUUACCACCUCCCAGUGCUAACACCAUGCUCCAUGUAUUUGUGGGCUGCUAUUCCAUUUGGUUUAUCGCUUCCCUGUUGUAGUCCAUAAUUCACAGCCAGCAUGGAGGAGAGCAAGCUCAUUUUCAGCCUGGACCCCAGUGAUGAAGGGCCGUCUGUGGCCUUUUCCAAAGACAAACCACAGGCCAUGGAGAGCCGGCCAGACCUCAGCCUGGGGAUCGAUUUGGAUUUAAGUCAAGGCCAUCGCUGUCAGCCCCCACACCUGACACACUCCCCCUCAUCUCCAGGUUCUCUAGCUGAUCUGUCAGCAUCAUCAGAAGCCUUGCUCAUGACCACCAACUUGGUAAAAUCCUCCUCGUCAGACCUGGAGCCGAGGGAGAGCAGCUCUCUAAAAGGCAAACCUCUGCUCAGCCUCGUCAAGUCACUGAGCACAGAGAUCUCCCGUCGAGUUGAGCCAGAGGUCAACCUCUCUAAAUCUGACUCCAAGCUCCAUUUGCAUCCCUGGAAGCAGCUUACCCAACAAAAGAUCCCUGAGGCCAGACCUGAAGAAGGACUGAAUGAAAACAACAACUGGGGACCACCUCCUUCAACAGGGAGCAUGUCUCCCACUGAAUCCCGGGGUAGCUCACUGAUCGCUGAGCUGGAGGACACGCGCAGGAAAUUUUCCGAGGCCAUGCAGGAUCCACUGAGUAUGUUCAGCAAGAUCAUGGGAGAUGAGAGCCCCAAACAGGGGAGGGCUUCUACCACUGGAGAUUCACCAACCUCCCAAGGCAGCGGUGGGAGAGAGGGGGGCAGUGAAGACAGUUCAGCAGACCUUAAGUGCCGUAGAAGGGUGGAUGGUGAGCACAGAGGUGUGUGUGACACGCCUGUGAGAAAACGGCAGAGGAGGACAUUGAUAAAAUCCUCUGUCCCGUCGGAACUCCCCACCCAAAGCACAGACAGCCAUUAUGAAAUCCGCACCUAUGGAGACAUGAUUCAGGUGGUGGAGCUCCAGAAUGCAUCCAGAGUGACACAACGCAGAACUCAGAGCAUGCUCCCAGGCUCACCACUGCCUCUCCACUGGCUCUUACCUGUAGGACUUUUGGCGUAUGGCUUCUUUGUUUUGCCCCUGCCCUCAUACAUGACAGGUCUGUCUGUGGGGGUUGCAUGUGGUUUUAUGUUGGGCCUAAUGGUGAUGUUUAUGUUUGCCCCUCGACGCUCAGCUACCAGAUACAGACAGGGUGUUCAUUUCAGCAAGACUGCAGCUCUGAACUCUAACCCCCUGGACACAGGUGCAGACAUCCUGAAGGGUUGGAUGAAUGAGACACAUUGCUACGACCCGGAGACUUUCCACCCUUCCACCACACACUCCGUCUAUGUCACCCUGGAUGGGAGCCAGCUGCAUCUUGCAUACCCACGUGCAAACAUUUCCCGCUGGGCUGCGUUCAGCGAGCCGCCCCAUGAAGCCGUGUUUUUGCACUCACGUAUCUACCAGCUGGCUAACUGUAAGGUGUCUCUUUUGCCUCCUGGUUUGGCCCGCAAGAGAAUAUGGAACAAGAAAUACCCCAUCUGUAUCGUUCUGGCAGAUGGGGAGGUUGGGGAGGACGGUCUGCUGGAAGGACAGGAGGGGGAAGAAACAGUAGAAAAGCAGUCUGUCCUAGACCACCACCUUCCUGUGACCCUCUACCUGUUUGGCCGCACUGGAAGAGAGAAAGAGGAGUGGUUUCAACAUUUCCUCUUGGCGUCCAGGGCUGGUGCUAAGAGUGGUGUAAAUGAUGAGGGCAAUACAGAUACACUAUGUGGCGGAGAUGCAGCCAAAGAAACCUCAGAAGAGAUGCCAGAGUUACCAGGAGCUAUGAAAACAAGAACGUUACUGGACUACAGCACCUACAUGAUUCAGCUGAUCGGUUCAGAGAGUUGUGAUCCCACCCCCAGCCCCUGCCACAGUGACAAAGGCAGCCCCACGACAUGCAAGAAGAUUCAUACUGAAGAGGGUUCCUCUGGAGGUCAACCUAGAGCUGAGGCCGGUGCAGCCUCUGGAGCUGGUGGAUGCUCUGCAGAGACCCAGCCCGCCUGGGUCAACUCUCUGGUGGGCAGGAUCUUCUGGGACUUCCUCAGAGAAAAGUACUGGACCGAUCAGGUCGCACACAAGAUUCAGAAGAAACUCAGCAAGAUUAAGUUGCCAUACUUCAUGAAUGAGCUGACUCUGGCUGAUCUGGACAUGGGCACUUGUUUACCUCAGGUCCUCAGCACAUCCAAACCUACACUAGACAGAAGAGGCCUGUGGCUGGAGCUGGAGGUGAUGUACACAGGGUGCCUUCAGAUGACCCUGGAGACCAAGAUGAACCUGUGUAAGCUGGGUGAAGUCCAGACAGAGAGCUUUGAAGAAACCCAACAAGUGGGAGCUAAACCCAGGCUGUGUGUAUUGGCUGAUAGUGAUGAGGAGUCAUCAAGUGCAGGGUCAUCUGAUGAAGAAGAAGUACCACCACCUGAGCCACAGGGGCCUCUGUCAGAUAAGAGCACAGCGGUAGCAGCUGAUGGACACAGUGGAGGCAGCACAAGUAGGAAGAUCCUGAGAUUUGUGGAUAAAAUAGCCAAAUCUAAGUACUUCCAGAAGGCUACAGAGAAUCAGUACAUCAGAAAGAAGAUAGCGGAGGUGUCUAACAUGCCUCUGAUGCUCAGCGUUGAGGUCCAGGAACUGUCUGGGACUCUGACCAUCAACAUCCCUCCUCCUCCGACAGACAGGAUAUGGUACAGUUUCUGUGUGCCUCCCCGACUAGACCUACAUGUUCGGCCCAUGCUCGGGGAGAGGGAGGUGACGUUCACCCAUGUCACUGAGUGGAUUGAAAAAAAACUGCAGUGUGAGUUCCAGAAAGUGUUUGUAAUGCCGAACAUGGAUGAUCUCUAUCUGCCACUGAUGACUUCUGGCUUGGAUAACCCACCUGCAUCCCACCACUCCUCUGUCCAGUCCACAUCUCAACAGUCGUCGAUGGAGUCCCAGGAUUACCUGUCUGAGUAACACAUCCAUAAGGGGAGAUGCUGGAUUAUCUUAGUGCAAAAAAGCCCAGUAUGCAACUGUUGCCAUGGAUUUGUUAUGAAUUUAUUGGGUGUUGCACAGAGGCACCUGCCACAUGCUUGGUGUGUUCAUCAUAAUUAGUGGAGGACAAAUGCUCCUGGUGGCUCAUGUAAGUAUGGUGCUACACUGCCCCCUACUGUGCAGAGCUGUGAACUCUGUCUCAGAUGUUGGAAGCAGGUUUUCCAAAAGGGCAAAAAUACUGUUUAAUGCCAAAACUGACGAAGGUGCAUGAUUAAAACCUGGACAUCUUCACAGCACAAGAGAAAAGAAGAUGAUCAGUGUUUUGUUUUUUGUUUUGUUUUUUAUGUCAGAAUAAACUAUCCAUCUCUCCAUCCAUUUCUUGACCUCUUUGCAAAUUUGUAGCAUCUGGAAAAUAAUCAAAUGUGACAGCUAAUCUUGUAAAAUCAAGUUAACUCAGUGCAUGUGAUCUCUGAACAAUGUAAAUUCCCUUGUGGAUUUAUCAGAGGACAAUAAAACACAAUGAACAUG
This is a messenger RNA of Sphaeramia orbicularis (orbiculate cardinalfish), 3586 nucleotides long. Its product is annotated as testis-expressed protein 2-like. The coding region runs from base 146 to 3040 and encodes 964 amino acids. Gene Ontology annotation, cellular component: endoplasmic reticulum. Gene Ontology annotation, molecular function: lipid binding. The record is from RefSeq and is a predicted model, not a curated record. NCBI's taxonomy places the organism in Eukaryota, Metazoa, Chordata, Actinopteri, Kurtiformes, Apogonidae. The transcript is spliced from 11 exons.